AUGGAUGUCGAUUCCGCUACUCCUCACAUCUUUACCGAGGCGAACGUCAAAAAGAGAAGCAGAGGCAACAAGCCGGAGUCCGCCUCUGGCGUUGCCGAGACGGCGGUGGGCAUUAACAGCGACGUCAGUGCCAGUGCCACCGCUGAUGUGAGUAGGCUGGAAUUGAUGCUAGCCCGCGGGCCAGGGUUCGAAAUGAGCCUGAGGGCCUCCAACAGGAUGAAAUCUGCGCGAACACAGUCAAUUCUGAAGGGGUAG
This is a messenger RNA of Cladophialophora bantiana CBS 173.52, 255 nucleotides long. RefSeq lists its product as uncharacterized. The record is from RefSeq and is a predicted model, not a curated record. Bases 1 to 255 code for a protein of 84 amino acids. The transcript has a single exon. NCBI's taxonomy places the organism in Eukaryota, Fungi, Ascomycota, Eurotiomycetes, Chaetothyriales, Herpotrichiellaceae.